AGUCUUCACAGCAUAACUGCAUCCACAAUCGACUGCUGUAGCUUGGCUGUAGGUUUCUGUUUAUGCUGUGUUGUUGUGUAGCUAUCCAUGAUAUCAAAUCAUGCCCCGUGAGACAGAUGUUAAAAUAAUGUUUCUACCGUGAAUACAGACAUUUAAAGUCAUCCUGUUAAACCACUGUACAGACUGAUAACGUCUCUAAUCGUCUAAGCGGGGUUUACGCUUCAUUUUGAGGAGUGUUUUUGUGCUGAUCCGAGGCCUUGUCGCAACCCCAGUCGUUUAUAACCGUCCGGGAUUUCAUGUUGAAGUCGCCAGGUUUUGUGUUAAAAUUUAGAGCUUUCGCGUCGGAAGAUGGACACUGACAAAUUCAACUAUGUUUACAGCUGUGACUUGGACAUUAACGUUCAACUUAAGAUAGGCAGUUUAGAAGGAAAGCGAGAGCAGAAGAGCUACAAAGUGCUGCUUGAAGACCCCAUGCUGCGGUUCUCUGGCCUUUACCAGGAUAACUGCUCAGACCUCUACGUUACCUGUCAGGUGUUUGCUGAAGGAAAGCCACUCGCCCUGCCUGUUCGCACCUCAUACAAGGCCUUCAGCACACGCUGGAAACAUUACCCGGAGGACCUGCAUGUGAGAACACAAAUGUCCGAGUCAGUUGGCCCAGGCCUCAAACGGACUUUACCCUGCCAGCUCUUUAGCACAAAGUCUCCACAAUGUCUGACUGGGGGGCUGGGGCUGCCAGUCAAGUACCCAGACCUUCCCCAAAGUGCCCAGGUUGCUCUCACAGUCUGGGACAUUUAUGGCCCCGGGAGAGCCGUCCCUGUGGGAGGCACCACAGUUACUCUGUUUGGCAAAUAUGGUAUGUUCCGGCAAGGGAUGCAUGACUUGAAAGUUUGGCCUGGUGUGGAGGGGGAUGGAGGGGAGCCCACCACCACACCAGGACGCACCAGCAGCAGUCUGGCAGAGGACCAGAUGGGCAGACUGGCCAAGCUGACGAAGGCCCAUCGACAGGGCCACAUGGUGAAGGUGGACUGGCUGGACCGUCUGACCUUCAGAGAGAUCGAAAUGAUCAAUGAGCGCGAGAAACGCAGCUCUAACUUCAUGUACCUCAUGGUGGAGUUCCCCCGAGUCAGAACUAAUGACAAAGAAUACAGCAUAGUCUAUUAUGAAAAGGAUGGAGACGACGCAUCGCCUGUUCUCACUAGUUGUGACAUUGUCAAAGUUCCUGACCCACAGAUGGGGAUGGAGAACCUGGUGGAGAGCAAGCAUCACAAACUGGCUCGUAGCCUCCGCAGUGGGCCCUCAGAUCACGACCUGAAGCCCAAUGCUUCCACACGUGACCAGCUCAAUAUUAUUGUGAGCUAUCCUCCAACCAAGCAGCUGAGCUCUGAAGAGCAGGACCUGGUGUGGAAGUUCAGAUACUACCUCACCACACAGGAGAAGGCAUUGGCGAAAUUCCUCAAGUGUGUGAACUGGGAUCUGCCCCAGGAGGCCAAACAGGCUCUGGAGUUGCUGGGGAAGUGGAGGCCCAUGGAUGUGGAGGACUCCUUGGAGCUGCUGUCCUCUCACUUCACUAACCCAACAGUCAGACGCUAUGCAGUAGCACGUUUGCAGCAGGCAGAUGAUGAGGACCUUCUGAUGUACCUUCUCCAGCUGGUGCAGGCACUUAAAUAUGAGAGCUUCAGUGAUAUUCAGAAAGGCCUGGAACCAUGCAGCAAGAGAGAAAGCCAGGGACUUUCAGAUGACUCUACACUGGACGGUUCUCAGAUCAUUUCUGGCACAUCUGGAUCCUCCACUGCCCCACAGAAAGGCAAGGAGGGAGUCGACAGUGAAAACCUAGAGCCAGACCUGUGUACAUUCCUCAUCUCACGUGCUUGCAAGAAUUCCACACUUGCCAACUACUUAUACUGGUAUGUGAUUGUGGAGUGUGAGGACCAGGACACUCAGCAGAGAGAUCCUAAGACUCACGAAAUGUACAUGAAUGUCAUGAGGAGGUUCAGUCAGGCUUUACUAAAGGGUGAUAAGAGUGUGAGGGUGAUGCGGUCGCUGUUAGCAGCUCAGCAAACAUUUGUAGACAGACUGGUGCAGCUCAUGAAAGCUGUGCAGAGGGAAAGCGGAAACCGCAAGAAGAAGACGGAGCGGCUGCAGGCUCUGCUGGCUGACAACGAGAAAGUGAAUCUGUCAGAGAUCGAACCGAUUCCUCUUCCUCUGGAGCCUCAGAUCAGGAUCAGAGGCAUCAUCCCCGAGACGGCAACACUAUUCAAGAGUGCACUGAUGCCAGCCAAGCUGAUCUUCAAAGCCGAGGACGGAGCCAUGUAUCCAGUUAUCUUCAAACAUGGAGAUGACCUGAGACAGGACCAGCUCAUCCUGCAGAUCAUCUCACUCAUGGACAAACUUCUGAGAAAAGAGAAUUUGGACCUGAAGUUGACACCUUACAAAGUUUUAGCCACCAGCACCAAGCAUGGUUUUAUGCAGUUUGUCCAGUCUGUUCCUGUUGCCGAAGUCCUGGCUACUGAAGGCAACAUCCAGAGCUUUUUCAGGAAGCAUGCUCCAAGUGAAAAAGGGCCCUACGGCAUCAGCUCAGAGGUGAUGGACACCUACGUCAAGAGUUGUGCUGGCUACUGCGUCAUCACCUACAUCCUGGGAGUAGGAGACAGACACCUGGACAACCUGCUACUGACAAAGACUGGGAAGCUCUUCCACAUCGACUUUGGCUACAUCCUGGGCAGAGACCCCAAACCGCUGCCUCCGCCCAUGAAGCUGAGUAAAGAGAUGGUGGAGGGCAUGGGAGGCAUGCAGAGUGAGCAGUACCAGGAGUUCAGGAAGCAGUGCUACACCGCUUUCCUGCACCUCAGGAGGUACGCCAACCUCAUCUUAAAUCUUUUCUCUCUCAUGGUGGAUGCCAAUAUUCCUGACAUCGCUCUGGAGCCUGACAAGACUGUUAAGAAGGUACAAGACAAAUUUCGACUGGACCUGUCUGAUGAGGAGGCCGUCCAUUACAUGCACAGUCUGAUUGAUGAGAGUGUCGGCGCUUUGUUUGCUGCUGUGGUCGAGCAGAUACACAAGUUUGCACAGUAUUGGCGCAGAUGAGCAGACCAGAGAGACGUCUGAGACGUGGAUGACCCGAGUCCAGCCGCUGAUUGUAUGCCGUUGACCCGGCUGUUAUGGGAGCACAUUGCAUUGACCAAAGAAAAACCAUUUGAGGAUCUUUUCUUGUAAUUACGAGAUAAUGAAGGGGUUGGAGCACUGCAGAAUGUGCCUGAAAAUCAUCAGGCUUUAAAGAAUU
This is a messenger RNA of Monopterus albus (swamp eel), 3280 nucleotides long. RefSeq names its product phosphatidylinositol 3-kinase, catalytic subunit type 3 (gene pik3c3). The record is from RefSeq and is a predicted model, not a curated record. The transcript has 26 exons. NCBI's taxonomy places the organism in Eukaryota, Metazoa, Chordata, Actinopteri, Synbranchiformes, Synbranchidae. Gene Ontology annotation, molecular function: 1-phosphatidylinositol-3-kinase activity. Gene Ontology annotation, cellular component: endosome; phosphatidylinositol 3-kinase complex, class III, type II; peroxisome. Gene Ontology annotation, biological process: phosphatidylinositol-3-phosphate biosynthetic process; autophagosome assembly; phosphatidylinositol-mediated signaling. The coding region runs from base 349 to 3084 and encodes 911 amino acids.